AUGAAAAUUCUGCUGCUUGCGUUCUGCCUCUUCUGCCUCUCCGCGUCGAGAGUGCAGUCGAAGCCACAGAUAACAAAGCUCUUCCCGGUAAUCCAAGAAGCUAACCCUCAGCAAGGUUCCAGUAAAAACGAUACGAAACCAUUGGACAAGCUUCUUGGGAAGUUGCGAGCCACGUACGACUUCGUGUUUCGAAAGCCAGAGAACACGAGUAACGUGGAAAAAAUUUUGGCCAAGGAUGCACCUGAUCCAGACGUGGAAGCUUUAAAAUUAAUUUGGUCCAAUCAAAUGCAACAAAUGUCUCGAAACAGAGAAGAAUCAAAGAAGUUUCAACCUCAAAGGAUAUAUUUAGGGAUGAACGAGGAUUGGGUUAAUCAUAUUCAACCAUUGGAACCUCUGGAGCCAUUGGAAUUGGAAGAAGAGAUGGAAUUUGAUAAAAAUCGAGACGUAGAGGUGAUCACUCCGAGGAAUAACUUCCAGUUUCCGGUCACGAUCAGCCGCCAUCUUGUCGAUUGGCUUGGUUCCCUCUUGGGAAUCACCUAUGGGGUUUAUUCUAAACUAGCCAGAGCUCUUUCUAACAAUAAUACCACCAUUCGUGUCAAUUAA
Messenger RNA from Habropoda laboriosa, 603 nucleotides. RefSeq lists its product as uncharacterized. Lineage: Eukaryota; Metazoa; Arthropoda; Insecta; Hymenoptera; Apidae. The transcript has 2 exons. Bases 1 to 603 code for a protein of 200 amino acids. The record is from RefSeq and is a predicted model, not a curated record.